This is a messenger RNA of Paramecium octaurelia, 1424 nucleotides long. NCBI's taxonomy places the organism in Eukaryota, Ciliophora, Oligohymenophorea, Peniculida, Parameciidae. The record is from the annotation of a GenBank genome assembly.
AUGAUAUCUAAUAUUAAAGUUUUGAGUCUAUGGUGUGCAUUAUUCAAGUUUAAAAGGUGCAGAUUUCUAAUGCAUUUUCAUGUCGCAAUUCUAUAAUUUUUGAGUUGUUUCCGAGUCGAUUGUUAAUAAUGCAUACCAAUUAUACGAAGAUGUAGUAUUCAAGUUAAUCAAUAAGAAUAUUAUAAAUUUGUCGACAUUUUUAUGUAAUAUUAUUAUUAAAGUUUAUAGGAUGUGUGACUCGGAUAGCGAUGUUGAGAUACUGGAUUUUGAACAAGGGCUUUAACUUUAAUAGAACACAAUUGAAAAUUUAGAGAAGGAACUUCAAGUAGAGGAUUUAAUUAUUUAAGAUUGUGAUCACAAAUAGCUCAUAUUACUAAUAAUAAAUAUAAGAGUUAUUAUCCGAAAAGAAUUCACUUAAAAUAAGAGUAAAGGAAUUAGAGGAAUAGAACUUAUAGCUAGAAAAUAAUCUUUAAAAAUAAAAUUAGACUCAUCAGAGAACUAUUGAGGAACUAAGCUUUGAGUCAUAAAAGAAUGAGGAGAAACUCAGAAAACAUCUAGAAAGUCUUAUGGAAUAACAGAAAUAAGAGUUCGAACGAAUUUUGGAGAAAUAGAGUGAACAGAUUAAUGAUUAUGUCAAAAAAUUGGAGAACUAGGAGGAAGAGAAUAAUAUUAUAUAGAAUAAGUUAAUAGCUACUGAAUUGUUUAAUUGCAAACUAUAAUCAAGUUUGAGCGAACUGCAAAUGGAUAUUAAAACUAAAGCUGAAACUAGAAAAUGUGUUUAAUAGUUUAAUGAAAAAUUAAUGGGUGAAAAUAUUAACAAUCUAAAUAAAAUAGAAUCCCUUAGUAUGUAAGUUGAUGGACUUGAAGAAAAACUCUAAAAAUUGACCUAAUAACGAGAUCAUUUUAAGAAAUAGUUUGUGGAUAUCUCAUAGAAAAUUCUAUAGUAUCAAUAAGAGAUAUCCUAAUCCACCAAUAGUAUGAAUCUCUAUUCAAUAUUAUCUAGUAAAGUUGGAUUUGAAGAAUAAAUAUGAAAUCUGUUCAGAACAAAUGAAGAAAUUUUAAUAAUUACUACGGGAGAGCGUCGAUGAGAACAAAAAGUUAAAGUAAAUCAUAGGGCAGUUCCAAUCAUAAAUUGAGGACUCUAAAUAUAAAUCAGAUUUAUACAUCAAAGAAAAUUCUACUCUAAAAAAUUAAUUAAGUAUUACAAAUAUAAAUUAGACACCUUACAAUAAUAUUACAAAGAGCAAAUUAGUCAAUUGUAGCAAGUCUUAGCUAGUAGGGAUGCAUAGAUUCAGCAGUUGAGUGAACCUAAUAAAUUAACAAUUAAAAAAUUAUAAAAACAAAACUAAUCUAUAUUAACGAUAUAAUAAUAAGAAUAGGAGAAAAGAUAACUAAUAGAAUAGAAAAUAAAAUCUUAACAAUGA